This is a messenger RNA of Schistosoma rodhaini, 2805 nucleotides long. The record is from the annotation of a GenBank genome assembly. NCBI's taxonomy places the organism in Eukaryota, Metazoa, Platyhelminthes, Trematoda, Strigeidida, Schistosomatidae.
AAAGGACUAGUUAAUAAAGCUCAUUUCAUCAACUCAAAUGCAGUUCUCAAGAGACCGAUAAUUCUCCGUUCUUGUUCAUUGAGGUUUGGGUGAAUAAGAAACUAAUGACCUUGGGAAACGCACCAAUUUGGUGUACGCUGCACCUUUGUUAUGUGGGAGGAGGUUUUACUGUGUCUGUUCUCUUCAGCGAUUUACUUUAAUUCGUUGGGUUGUGGAUUCGUCUUUGAUGAUGUAUCUGCUAUUAGAGACAAUCAAGAUUUACGUCCGUCUACAAGUUUAUCGGAGCUUUUCAAAAAUGAUUUCUGGGGGACUCCUAUGAAUGAGGAAAGAAGCCAUAAGUCAUAUAGGCCGUUCACUGUCCUUACGUUUAGAGUUAACUUUUUGUUCCACGAGCUUAGCCCCUCAGGAUACCAUGCCACUAACAUCGUCCUUCAUUCUGUAGUCGUGUUUUUGUUUUUCAAAUUGUGUUUGUGCUAUUUGCAGAAAGAAUCAGCGUUUUUCAGCUCCAUUUUAUUCUCUGCACAUCCUGUUCACACGGAAGCUGUUACUGGAGUUGUAGGAAGAGCUGAACUUUUGUCCUCAGUUUUUUUCUUAUCUGCCUUGCUGCUUUACCUAAAAGCUUCGAAUGCUUCUACACUAAGUUUUUGGGUGAAUCUGAUUAACUCACUCACAGUGGGCUUUUUAAUAUGUAUAGGAACACUUUGCAAGGAACAGUGUAUCACUGUCUUCGGGAUUUUUAUCGCUUACGAACUUUAUGCCGUUUAUCAAAAAAUUUUAUCAACUGAACAUGACUUCUCGUCUAAUAGUUUCAAAAACGCCAAUUACCAAAAAGACAAAACUUUCAAAGAUAUAAUUUCAUCUGCUUAUAAACAAAUUCAAUUUAAGUUGUUUUCACCAGCGUGGUUUUCAUGUGCACCUGUCUACAGGAUGUUCAUUCUUCUAGUGUUUUUCAUUGCCGUAUUGAUUGCACGUAUUAAAAUAAUGGCUGGACAGUUGCCACAUUUUACAGAGUUUGAUAAUCCAGCUUCUCAUGCACCUCCACUGACUCGUCGCCUUACUCAUCUUUACCUGGUUCCCGUUAAUCUAGGCUUAUUAAUAUUCCCUUCUAAUCUAUGCGCUGAUUGGACUUUGGGAAGUCUAAAACUUAUUCAAGGCUGGGCAGAUCCACGUAAUAUUUUGACGCUGAUGGCCUUCAGUUUCAUCUUAUUGCUAGUUUUCAUUACUGUUAACUGGAAAACACCUUUACAUCAAAGUCGAGCUGUAUGUAUGGCUCUGAGUUUGUUGGUAUUUCCCUUUAUACCAGCCAGUAAUUUGUUUUUUCCUGUUGGUUUCGUUGUUGCCGAGCGUGUUUUAUACACACCAAGUUUGGGCUUUUGUCUACUUAUUGGUUUGGGUUUUGAAAAUCUACUUGGUCUUAAGUUUGUUCAAACAAAAACUAUGACAAAUUCAAAAUCAUUUGAAGUAAAGAAAUUUUGCAGCUUUAAAAAUGGUCUUCGCUCUCGGAAAUAUCUUCGAAUUUCAAUGGGACUAAUCAUUAUCGCAUUUGUUUGUAAGACUGUUAGACGCAAUACAGACUGGUCUAACGAAUACAAUCUGUUUACAUCAGCGUUAAAAGUAAAUCCUAACAAUGCCAAAAUGUGGAAUAAUGUAGGGCAUUCUUUGGAAGCUGAAGGAAAAUACUCAGAAGCACUUGGUUACUUUAGGAAAGCUGUCAAUGUUCAACCAAAUGAUAUGGGCGCUCGAAUCAAUGUUGGCCGCACAUAUGUAAACCUGGGAAUGCCAGAUAAAGCAGAAGAAGCGUAUUACGGAGCACUGGAAUAUUUCCCUAAACCAAAGAAAGGUCAAACUUAUUAUGCUCGUGUUUCUCCCAAAGAUCUAAUGGUUUUCAUCAAUCUUGCCAAUUUAUACAUCAAUAAAUCACCCCCAAGGCUUGAGGAUGCUGCUGCUCUUCUUCGCCGAGCUAUUUCACUGAGAUCUGAUUUUGUGGACGCAUACCAAAACUAUGGUAGUGUACUUAUCAAGUUAGGAAGGUAUAAAGAAGCUGAGGAAGCGUAUAGAAAUGCUUUAUCGUACCAACCGAAAAGCCCAGACUUAAAUUACAACUUGGGAGUCGUUCUCUUAGAGUCUCAUAAGAAAUCCGAGGGUUUGUCUUAUUUAAACACUGCCUUAACUUACAAUCCACAACAUGAGCCUUCCCUGUUUGCCGUUGCAUCAACUCUUGGUGAAUCAGCUAAUCCUGAUGACCAGCUAAGAGCGAUAAACAUCUAUGAACAUCUUCUCAAACAAAAUUUCGAACCGAUCAAAGUACAUUUCGCCUUGGGUAUGUUACAAACCGAUAAAAAGAAUUAUAUCAAAGCAUCUAAACAUUAUCAAGAUGUUAUUCUUCUGGAUUCUGAUCAUAAAGGUUCGUUAUUUAACCUAGCUCUACUUUAUCGAAAUCAUCUUGGAAAACUAGAUGACGCAAGGAAUCUCGCACUUCAUCUCAUCAAAGUUCAUCCUUCACAUAUAAAGUCUUAUUUACUUCUCGGAGAUAUAGAGUUAACUGAAAAAGCGAACAUAAAACUAGCAAAGCAAUAUUUUGAAGAAGCGCUGAAAUUGGACCCAAAGAACAUUCAGGCAAAACAUAACCUUUGUGUUGCUUUGGCAGAUGAAGAUAAGCUAGAACAAUCAGAAUCAUGCCUUUUAGAAGCUAUAGCCAUGGAACCGAAGCCUCAAAACCAUUUACUGCAACAUCUAGAAAUUAUACGUGGACGUCUGCAUUCUCGUGGAAGACAUACAUAUGCCAAGUUAAAGAAUGUUAACUAA